GGUGGUGUGACGUCAUAAGGCUGUGCGCACUCCCGCGUCUGUGAUUCGGCUGAAGAAAGAUAAACUGAGGUCCAUGUGACACUUUUAUAAAGAUGGAGUUUAUCAAAGAGGAGAGUGAAGACGUGAAGAUUGAAGAAACAUUCAGAGUCAAACAUGAAGAGACUGAGACACACAAUAUUAUAAAGAUGGAGUUUAUUAAAGAGGAAAGAGAAGACGUGAAGAUUGAAGACACAUUCAGAGUCAAACAUGAAGAGACUGAGGAACAAACAGACCUGAUGGCACUGAAAGAGGAGAGUCAAGGACUGAAUGAAACCGAAGAGAAAGAACAAAAUGAGAAACAUCAUGAUUUCAAAACUAAAGAAAAAUCAAUUAGUUGUUCACAAACUGAAAAGACUCAGAAAAUACAAACUAAAACCCUUAAUUACAACACAAUUCACACUGGAGAGAAAUCUUACACCUGCAAACUGUGUGGAAAGAGAUUCACGCAACAAAAUACCCUUAAUGUCCACAUGAGAAUUCACACUGGAGAGAAACCUUACACCUGCAAAAUGUGUGGAAAGUGUUUUACACGGAAAAAUCACCUUAAUGUCCACAAGAGAAUUCACAGUGAAGAGAAACCAUUUGUAUGCCCUCAGUGUGGAAAGCGAUUUAAACAGAAAAGUACCCUUAAUGUCCACAUGAGUAUUCACACUGGAGAGAAACCUUACACCUGCAAAGUGUGUGGAAAGUGUUUUACUCUGAAAAAUCACCUUAAUGUCCACAAGAGAAUUCACAGUGAAGAGAAACCAUUCAUAUGCCCUCAGUGUGGAAAGAGAUUUACACAGAUAAAUAGCCUUAAUGUCCACAUGAGAAUUCACACUGGAGAGAAACCUUACACCUGUGAGCUGUGUGAGAAGAGUUUCACACGUAUUGGAGAGCUUAAGAUUCACAAGAGCAUUCACAGUGAAGAGAAACCAUUCAUAUGCCCUCAGUGUGGAAAGAGAUUUAAACAGAAAAAUACCCUUAAUGUCCACAUGAGAAUUCACACUGGAGAGAAACCUUACACCUGCAAAAUGUGUGGAAAGUGCUUUACACAGAAAAAUCACCUUAAUGUCCACAUGAGAAUUCACACUGGAGAGAAACCUUACACCUGUGAGCUGUGUGAGAAGAGUUACACACGAAAGGAAGAUCUUAAAAUUCACAAGAGAAUUCACAGUGAAGAGAAACCAUUCAUAUGCCCUCAGUGUGGAAAGAGAUUUACACAGAAAAAUACCCUUACUGUCCACAUGAGAAUUCACACUGGAGAGAAACCUUUCACCUGCAAAAUGUGUGGAAAGUGUUUUACAUGGAAAAAUCACCUAAAUGUCCACAUGAGUAUUCACAGUGAAGAGAAACUAUUCAUAUGCCCUCAGUGUGGAAAGAAAUUUACAAGGAAAAAUAACCUUAAUGUCCACAUGAGUAUUCACACCGGAGAGAAACCUUUUAUCUGCAAACUCUGUGGAAAGAAUUUCUCACAUAACAUAUACCUAAAGAAUCACAUGAGGAUUCACACUGAUGAGAAACCUUUCACCUGUGAACAGUGUGGAAAGAGUUUCAGGGCUAUAGCAAGCCUAAAGAUUCACAUGAGAGUUCACACUGGAGAGAGGCCAUUCAAAUGUGAUCAGUGUGAAAUUAGUUUCUCAUUUUACAAAAACCUGAAACAUCAUUUGAAAUGUCAUUCUGACAAGAAAAUGCCAUUUUCCUCAGAAUAACAAGAGGUUUAGAAAAAAAGAGUGAUUUCUUGGAUUACUCUCUUAUCAUUUAUUCAGGAGCAGAUUUAUUUUUAAAAUAUUGUCCCAAUUUUGAAACUUACAAAUCCGUCACAUUUAACUUUCAGCUCAUUCAAUAUAAAGUGCACAGACAGCAUUAUUCUCGUACAAGGUUACAUUCUACAUACCCCUCUAUGUCACCCUUAUGUAUUAAAUGUAGGCCCAAUGAGGGAACUUUGGGUCAUUUAUUUUGGUUCUGCCCCCCAAAAAAUAAGUUCUGGUUUGUUUGUUUUUAUUCAAGGGUGUUAAGACUGAUUUUCCCCAUGGAAUUCUUGUUACUGUAUUCAUCUGGUCUCCAUGUUUGGAAACCUAUAGUCCCAGUCAAACUCAAGCAGUCCAGUAUGGGAUGACAAUAACAAAGAAAAUACUAUUUUGAAGAUGUGAAAGAAAGAGUUUGUACACAAAUUUGAGAUGUGGCUAACAGAGGUUAGCAGUGUGCUACAUAUGGAGAAAUUCUGAUGUGAAAUUGCUGGUAUUCGGCUGGUCUCCAUGUUUGGAAACCUAUAGUCCCAGUCAAACUCAGUCAGUCCUGUGUGGGAUGACAAUAGCAAAGAAAAUACUAUUUUGAAGAUGUGAAAAAGUUUGUACACAAAUUUGAGAUGUGGCUAACAGAGAUUAGCAGUGUGCUACAUAUGGAGAAAUUCAGAUGUGAAAUUGCUGGUAAACUGAAGAGAUUCUUACAGAUAUGGAAACCCUUUUAAAUAUCUUGAAGGUGAUAACUGAUUGUAAAUUUCAACACUCUAAUAAAGGGAUAGGCAACGUUGGUUCUGGGUACCACUGUCCUGCAGAUUUUAGCUCCAACCCUAAUCAAACACACCUGAACAAGCUACAUUUUUACAAGGGCUACAGGCAGGUGUUGGUUUUUUCAAGGUUUGAGCUAAACUCUGCAGGACAUCAUCACUCCAGGACCACGUUGCCUAUCCCUGAUCUGGACAUAUUCUCUGUGUGGUGUGACAGAGUAUGUCCAGUAAGGUUAUCAUGCAGCUAUUGAAUAAUUGGAUAAUAUUUUGUACUGAUAUUUUAUUUUAUAUAGCCCCCCCCCCCCACACACACACCUUUUUCCUCGAUGUGUAAGUAAGCCUAUGGGUGAGACUUCCGUUGAUAACAGAUUAAAAUAACAUGAUAGGACACAUUAAUUGUCAAUAUCAAGCAGCAAAACAAACUGUUUUGUACAGCUAAAAUAGCUAAACGCAAAUGAGACCAGAAGCUAGACCUAUAGAAUUUACAAAUGAUGGCGCCCGUUUUAACGUUAGGAAAAAGGUGGAUACAUUUUAAGUAUGAAGGUAAAAGAAUAGCAAAACUCGAGAACUUGUUGAUUUGAAUGUGACAACUUGUCAUAUUAAUAUUUGUACAAACCCGUUUCCAAAAAUGUUGGGACACUGUACAAAUUGUGAGUAAAAAAGGAAUUGAAUCAUUUACAAAUCUCAUUAACAUUUAUUUUAUUCACAAUAGAAUAUAGAUAACAUAUCAAAAGUUGAAAGUGAGACAUUUUGAAAUGUCAUGCCAAAUAUUGUCAUUUUGCAUUUCAUGAGAGCUGCACAUUCCAAAAAAGUUGAGACAUGUAGCAAUAAGAGGCAGGAAAAGUUAAAAGUGCAUAUAAGGAACUGCUGGAGGACCAAUUUGCAAUUUUUAAGGUCAAUUGGCAACAUGAUUGGGUAUAAAAUGAGCCUCUCAGAGUGCUAGUGUCUCUCAGAAGUCAAGAUGGGCAGAGGAUCACCAACUCCCCCAAUGCUGCUUCGAAACAUAGUGGAGCAAUAUGAGAAAGGAUUUUCUCAGAUUAAAAAAUGAAAAUAAUUUGAAGUUAUCAUGAUCUACAGUGCAUAAUAUCAUCCAAAAAUGCAUAGAAUCUGGAACAAUUUCUGUGCAUAAGGGUCCAGGCCGGAAAACCAUACUGGAUGACUUCGAUCUUCGGGCCCUUAGACGGCACUACAUCACAUGCUUAGACGGAAUGCUACUCUAAUGGAAAUCACAACAUGGGCUCAGGAAUACUUUCAGAAAACAUUGUCGGUGAACACAAUCCACCGUGCCAUUUGUCGUUGCAGUCUAAAACUCUAUAAAAGAAAGCCAUUUCUAAACUUAAUCCAGAAGUGCAGGUGUUUUCUCUGUGCCAAGGCUCAUUUAAAAUGGACUGUGGUUAAGUGGAAAACUGUUCUGUGGUUAGACGAAUCAAAAUUUCUUUUUGGAAAACUGGGAUGCCAUGUCAUCCGGACUGAAGAGGACAAGUACAACCCAAGUUGUUAUCAGCGCUCAGUUCAGAAGCUAGCAUCUCUGAUGGCAUGGGGUUGCAUAUAUCCAAGUUCUAGAACAACAUGUGCUCCCAUCCAGACGUCGUCUUUUUCAGGGAAGACCUUGCAUUUUCCAACAUGACAAUGCCAGACCACAUACUGAAUCAAUUACAACAUCAUGGCUGCGUAGAAGAAGAAUCUGGGUACUGAAAUGCAGAUCUGGGCCUGCAGUCCAGAUCUUUCACCCAUAAAAAAACGUUUGACUUGAAACGUUGCUGCACACCAAGCAAAAAAAGACACCAAAGUAAGUUCGAGAGAGUGAAUCGAAAGCAUUAGGAGCUGUCUGCUCUGCUCUCUAUAGCUCAUGAAUGUCACACAACCUGGACAUUUUAGGCAAUAUUAAACUCCUGGCCGGGACGUGUCCCGUAUGAACGGUGCAUGUGGCCACUCUAUUGAGAAUAAACUGCUUACCUGUGCUCCCACUUUCCAGUGAUCACUCCGGUGUAUUCUCCAAGUUCCUGUUUUCAUUGUCAUCCAGUUGUCAUUGUGUGUAUAAGUGCUCCAUGUGUGGUUGUAGCUCCAUGUAGCUUUGCUUUUCUGUUGAAUUUCCUUCUUACUAUCUCUCUCUGUUGUCUAAAGUGAUCAAAUAUAAACUUAAUUCCAA
Messenger RNA from Carassius auratus (goldfish), 4676 nucleotides. RefSeq names its product gastrula zinc finger protein XlCGF57.1-like. Gene Ontology annotation, molecular function: RNA polymerase II cis-regulatory region sequence-specific DNA binding; DNA-binding transcription activator activity, RNA polymerase II-specific. The record is from RefSeq and is a predicted model, not a curated record. Gene Ontology annotation, biological process: regulation of transcription by RNA polymerase II. Bases 93 to 1730 code for a protein of 545 amino acids. Gene Ontology annotation, cellular component: nucleus. The transcript is spliced from 3 exons. Lineage: Eukaryota; Metazoa; Chordata; Actinopteri; Cypriniformes; Cyprinidae.